UAUAUGCUUCAGAUCUCUUUAAAUUAUGUUGUUAGACCUUUCUUAAAACUUUUAACAGAAGAAGCAUCUAUUGGGCUUUUAUUUAGAACAUCCUGCGCUGGAAACUCUGUCUCUUCACAGCUGAAUAUUUUAGAACAUGAUGACUGAAGGUGUGUUUGACAGGAGGCGCGAAGGUGCACGGUCUGUAAUUCUGAACAAGCUUCCUCAUUUCUCCAAUAAUGUUGAAGAAGUAAAAGAUUGGAUGGACAUUUUCUUGCAGAAUGCUGUCAAUGCUGAGAAAAAGGAAGAAGAACUGAACGAAAUUAAAAAACAAAUGCAAAAAAUUGAAGAAGAAGUCAAGAAAUUAUCUGCAAGCAACAUAAUGAUAAAAGAGGAAUCUGAAGAUUUAAAGACAAAAUUUAAACACAAGUGUGACACGUAUAAUGAUAUGUCCAGACUAUGGACCCAUAUAAAUUACGUGCAGAUUAGAUUGAAAGACUUACAACAGCACAUGGAAAAGUUGGAAGAGGAAAACAGUGGUCUUAGAAUGGAGCAGAGUGCACUGUUUCAGAAGCUAGAGGAAGCAUAUGCACUUCGUAUGGUAAAAGUUCUUGAGUCAGCAGAACCAAAUGAGUUAUUGACAGUAAUCCACAGAACAAAUGACUGCUGGCGAGGCUUGAGGAAGACACUACAUGAAUUUGAAAUGCAUAUGGGCUUUAAACCAUUAAGAGCUUCAGCCCUGAGCAUGGAAGACAUUAACUUGUCAGAUAUGGACUGUGUAGUUGCUGAACAAAACAAUGAGUCUAAACAGAAGCUGAAAGAACAGAAUAGAAAGGAAACUCACAGCUUAAGCUUUGCCCCUGUGGAAUAUCUACUUAGUCCUACUUACAAAUCUACGGAUGUGAGUGCAAUGCAGGAAGCAGGAAACUAUUUGAGAGGUGAUCAUGAACAGUUUAAACCUAUAGCACAUCAUCAAAAAGAACAGGCAAUUGAAGAACAGAAGGAGGAAACUGGAUCAGGAGACUUAGAAGAUGAAUUGGAGAAAGACACAGCUAAGCUUUUGAGAAAUAAUGAUAAGGAAAAAACAGUUAAACUAACCAAAAGUCAACAAAAAGAACAGACGAGGAAGGAAAAGAAGAAAGAAAAACUGGAACCAAGGAAGUUGGGAAAUAAAGCAAAAGAAGACAGAGAGCUUCCAUCUGAGAGCAAGCUUACAGGAUUCGAAAAAUGCAGUUCCUGUGGGCACAAAAUCCCAAAUUUGUAUGCCCACAGGGACUGUGUUUGCUGUUUAAGAGCAGCACACCUUAAUAUAAACUGCACUGUUUUUGCUGCAUUCAACUGA
Messenger RNA from Protopterus annectens (West African lungfish), 1321 nucleotides. Its product is annotated as spindle pole body component 110-like. The transcript is spliced from 10 exons. The record is from RefSeq and is a predicted model, not a curated record. Lineage: Eukaryota; Metazoa; Chordata; Ceratodontiformes; Protopteridae. The coding region runs from base 137 to 1321 and encodes 394 amino acids.